Messenger RNA from Megalops cyprinoides (Indo-Pacific tarpon), 3998 nucleotides. Its product is annotated as N-terminal EF-hand calcium-binding protein 1-like. The record is from RefSeq and is a predicted model, not a curated record. Bases 154 to 1242 code for a protein of 362 amino acids. Gene Ontology annotation, biological process: regulation of amyloid precursor protein biosynthetic process. Gene Ontology annotation, cellular component: Golgi cis cisterna; endoplasmic reticulum; cytoplasm. Gene Ontology annotation, molecular function: calcium ion binding. The transcript has 13 exons. Lineage: Eukaryota; Metazoa; Chordata; Actinopteri; Elopiformes; Megalopidae.
UAGAGACAGAGGCUCGGCAUUUCAGCACCACAGAGCGGACAGUGACCACUCGAGAGCUCGCUGAAAUCCAAGGACAAAACAGACAUAAACUGCGUGCUCGGAGUUUAUAGGCUAUACUGCAAUAUUAAAGUCGCUUCUUUAGCGUGUCUAAAAAUGAUGGCAUGCACGGAGAUUAUCACUAUGUGCCUUCAGUCAGCUAAGCAGCAGCACUUGUACUCCAAGCAAAAACAACAGCUCCUGGAAAAGAAUCCUGUUCAAGGAAUCUCGAUUUUUCAAGACAUAUUUCGCCGUGCUGACAAAAAUGACGAUGGGAAGCUCUCCUUCGACGAGUUCAAGACGUACUUUGCCGACGGUAUCCUCAGCACAGAGGAGCUGCAGGAGCUGUUCUACUCCAUAGAUAGGCACCAGACCAACAACCUGGACACAGACAAACUGUCAGAGUACUUCUCACAGCACCUGGGGGAGUAUCUGAAUGUCCUCUCAGCGUUAGAGAAGCUCAAUUUUGCGAUCCUGAAGGCCAUGGACAAAACUAAAGAGGAGUACCAGGGCGCCUCGGUUCUGGGCCAGUUUGUGACCCGCUUCCUGCUGCGUGAGACCUCUAGUCAGCUGCACUCCCUGCAGGUGUCGCUAGAAUGUGCCAUGGAGGCCGUAGAAGAGCAGAGCUGCCCAGGAAGGACAGAGGUGAAGAAACCCGAGGAUCUCUCUGUUCUGAGAAGCAACCGGCGGUGUGGGCGUAGGAUCCAGAAGAACCUGUGCCUGUCUCCGACUGACCCGUAUUCAGGCAUGCUCACUACCGGUGUCAGCGUGGAGCCGGACAACCACUGGAACUCCCAGAUCAACAGGCUACAGCAACUCAUCGACAAGCUGGAGUGUCAGAGUCCACGACUGGAGCCCCUCAGAGAGGAUACCCUGGCCAGCACUUACAAAUCUAACAUUCUGCUGGUCCAGAGACAGAUGAUGGUGAUGGAGAAAGACCUUGAUGAGUUCCAGCAGGCGCUGAAAAUGUACACUGAGGUCACCAUCAACCAGAGCGACAAUUUACACGUGUCCAUCCAGAAGCUUCCGGAGAAGUCCUGCUUCAUAAUGUAUGAGUUCUGGCAGGACCGCAUCUCCUGGAUGAGCUACCUGCAGUCCAACGCCAGUAAGACCUUCCAGCGCUGCAUCAUCGACGUGCUGGAGGAUCCGGAGAUGGUCUCCACCAUGCUGCUUCCAGCCUCCUGGUGGAUCAUGAAUAAUAACUGACAGCAAUAAGCCACAUGAUCUUCAUUGAGACCUAAGAGGAGAAAAAAGGAAUUCCGGCCAGCAUUACAUUGCUGUUAAAACAAGAUAUCAUACAUGUGCAACAGCAUUCAGGUCUACCUUGAUGUGUUUCAUAUGUGUUAAUAUGAAAAUAGAAAGUGUAAAUCAUCUAUGACUACAUGCACAUAUGCAUAUAAAAAUUGCCUGCUUGAUUUCAGACAAAUUGGGAAAAAAAGACAUACGCAAUUAAUCCCAGAUGAAAGUGUAUUCCAUUUGUGAAAUGCCAUUUUAAUGGGAUGAAUAGAUGACAUGAGUCACAUUAGCUUAGUUUCACAUGGAAUUAUCAUGCUAACAUUCUACAGAGAUUCAUGAUUUUGAUUGUUUUUGCCAAGCAUGAUUACACUGAGUGUUAGUACAGCUGAAUACCAUAUGUGGGGGGGAGGGGUCUGUAUUCUUUAAUCUGCACUUCUGUGGGACUAACAUUUGUGUAGUUUCACAUUGAUUUGUAAAUAACUAUAUAAUACAUAUAGACAAAAUCGUUGUUAAGUAUUCGCAUGAAUUAAACUACUUUUCGAAUGUUUGUGUUCCAACUAAGCAGCAUUAUAUAUUAGUUCUAUAUUGCACAUGAAAAUGGUCAGUUUUGCUUGAAACCUUCACAGUGUGCUUUCAAUAUUUCAUUUACCAGCAGCAUCAAAAUCCACAACUUGCAAAUGUAUAUUUUGAAACAGAAUCGUGUAGAUGGUUAUAAGAUAUGGAUAUCACAGAUACUGGCUCAAUACCAAGUAUAAUUCUGAACUCAGAAUCUGGUGCAUUCAUUUUCAUUAUGGCCAUUUCACAGCAUGGUUUUUUUUUUGCCACACCUCGAUGGAAAACUGUGAAUAAGCAGAAAAGAUGAUCAAGUGUAUAAUUUACCAGUAUUUCACCCUUUGUGCAAUGUAUGGGCUUGGUUAAACAAUUCAUUAUAGUAUCAAGUAUUACAACAGUAUUGUGCCCCUAUUUCAUUUUUAACUUCCUCAUUUUACAAACUGCAGGCGAAGCUGUUUACAGGCCUGAAAAGACUGUGGGACAGCAGUAUGUGAUAUUUACAUUUUAAAUUGAAGCCAGCACCCGUUGAGGAAAACCCCAAUUACUGUCUCUUCACAGCUCAUGAAAAUCCCAGACGUCCUCACACCUCCCCUUACAAAACGGCAUGGAUAAACACAGCUGUCUCCGAAUGCCUGCGCUGAAUAAUUGAUUGGAGCAUGGUGUGAAGACCGGUGACAUAUGGUAUCACCGGAGUCAUCCCCCUGUCACACGGCCACUUAGCUUACGUCAGUCCAGUGUCUCAUAGCUCCUGGAGGGAAAGGGUCUAUACUUAUUACCAAUGACUCCAGAGACAUAACGCCCUGGCGUCGAUGUCAUGUUCUUGUUAUGGUUAUGUUGUCGAUGAUCAAUGUCGUAGGUUGGUGUUCAGAUACAGGGAAGUGGUUCAAGCACCGCUUCACUCUCGGUUAUAGAACACGCCAGAUCGUUUUUGACGCCAGUAUCUGAUUUGUGCUGAUUCUGACUGAGGACUAAAACCGUUAUUUCUGGUGUGUCUUGGCGGGUUUGCUGUUGCCAUUUUUUCACUAAUUAAAUGCUGCCAGGAGCAAUUGUAGAGGAGAUAACACUUCCAAAGCUCACUGGUGCAGAGGGCUGAGGGCAUAUUUUAGGAGAAUUCUAAAAUUCUUAAGAUGAAUAUUCUAUACUGAGGAAAAUUCUUUACAGAACAAAGAUUGGAUCUUUGGAGACUGUGCUGUUCCAGAGGUUUCUCCUGAGUUUUUGUCUCUUCAUGGGUAUUGUGAAGUCAGAACCGAAAAUAACCACAGCCAGUUUAUGCACUUUAACGGAGAAGUGGAGAGAUUUUUGUUGCUUAACAGACACACUUAUCCAUAGUGAAAUCCAUACAUUAUGUUUUUAUCCACUGAAAGAGCUGACGCAAUUCUGGCUGAGCAUCUUGCUCAAAGGUAUGGGGAUACUUGGAAUUUUAACAUGUAACCUCCUGUUUAGGAGUUCUUUAUCCACUAUAGCCACACUACUGUAUUUUCCACAAAUUCCUCUUGAUUAGAACAGUGAAAAGUCACACAGCAUCCACAAUCCAGCAAAGGCAGAAAACAUUAGCAUCAGAAAUAGCUACUAAGUUAUGUGAGAUCAAAUAAUAAUGGUGCUAUGUGACUGUGCAUGUCUUUGGUACCAAUCUGCUGGACAGGGGGGGACAAUCUGUUUAUCAAAACCUCAGCACUACAAAAAUAUUAUUUCCUGAACACUGUUAGCUGUGUGUACACCUUAAAUUAUUUUACCAUGCCUAUAUAUGCAGAAAAAAUAGUGACAUUUUACAGUGACUGGUAUAACCACAAUUCUCCUUGAAAUUGGAAUUACAGAUAUUGCAAAUUGGUGCCUAUUAAUAAAAAAAGAAAAAAGGAGCCCUGCAAGAUGUUUUCUUUUCCCUGCAGUAGGUAAAGCCUGAACAGGGCAAGACACUGCUGGUGGAAACUGUCGUGUAACAUUUGCACAUACAGCCUGACAGAGAAAUGGCACAGUGCCAACUUUCCGAUUUCUGGUCAUUUUCUUUGUCCUUUUUGUUUUUGUUUCACUUCUUCAACCGUUAAAGGUGAACACUCCAAGCAUGCCCUGAACCAGCUGAGUGUUCUUGUUAUUCAGUGGUGUUCAAUUGAUAUGAGUUAUGUUUUUUUAAUUAAAAAAACAACAACAUUGAAAGAUUUAUGGAUGCCAUGUUCCGU